Messenger RNA from Trachymyrmex cornetzi, 3108 nucleotides. RefSeq lists its product as uncharacterized. The transcript has 7 exons. Bases 214 to 2481 code for a protein of 755 amino acids. NCBI's taxonomy places the organism in Eukaryota, Metazoa, Arthropoda, Insecta, Hymenoptera, Formicidae. The record is from RefSeq and is a predicted model, not a curated record.
CCAGCGUCCGCAGCAUGCGUGAAUGUGGAUAGACGAUCUUAUUUCAUCUUUUUAACAAAAUUGUUCUUUUCAACCCUCUGUUGCGUUACGAUGAUCGUCGAUAAGCUCGGAUAAAAUAUCUUGCGCCUGAGAACUGGAUCGUCAGAUCGACUCGCCUAACGUCCCCGUUCCGCGGAUGUUGCGCGCGCUCUUGCAAGGAACCAGGUCCUCUUGAUGCGGAUCGAGUCGUCCGUCGAGAUGGAGCAGAGGUUGUCGAACCCGUCGAGACCGCCGCGUCAGAUUCCGCCGAAUCACUCGAGGAAGAAUAAGAGAAGAUCCAGCCGUAAGAGCAACCUGCUGGACACAAUACAGGAUACGUGGCCGAACACUUUACAGAGUAAUCAGGACGGUGGCCUGGUGCCUGGUAUGGAGUAUCCUCCAAGGCAGAUGCUGUGGCAACCGACAGACGUGCAGAACGUAUCGGGUAAUGGACAACGUCUAUUCACCGCGAUGUCAGAUCCGAGCGUCUGUGGCUACUCACCGAUGCCUAUGACAUACACCAUGCAGCCGGUCUCACUGCCUACAAUGUACAGAAUGUAUCAGCCAAUGCCGGUGCCAAACAUUAGAACCGUCCACAGUAGACAAAGGCAUCACUGUAACAAGCACUUGGCGAAUGUUCGUCCCAAUGUCAAUAAUGUUGUUAAUGGUUAUGGAAAUCUGCAAGAAAACGGAGUUUUGGAAUCUGCUGUACAUAUGGCUCUUCAAAACGGAGAUUAUGCCAGUCUACCACCUACUGCUAACAAAGACAAUGGAGUCAAUGGCGACGAACUCAAUUCAGAGCACAGAAGAUACUCUGAUCCUGGAUUGGGACCUGCUGGGCCUUCGGCUCACUCAGACAGUGAUGAUUCCGAUAGUAUUGAGAGUGGAAGUUCCAUAACGACAAUUAGCCGUAGUAAUAAACUUGUCCUGUCACUUAUUGAACAGAUGACAGAGCUAAAAAAAUGUAACAACCAACUGUUUAAAGAACUUAGUGAAGCUAAGUCAAAUGUAGAGAAUGUAAAAGCAAAAUUGGCACAAUGUAGACAUAGUACUCCUGCGGAUUAUCAACCUGGAAUGUUAUCAGAACUUAUACGUGAAAUCAGAGAAGCUAAUAGGAAUUGUGAAGAAGGUUUAGUUACAACAGUUAAAUCUAUGUUGGAAGAGAAAUGUAAUCAACAAGCAAAAGAAGUGGAUGAGCUGAAGAAUCAAUUGGCGAAGAUUUUAAAAGAGAAAGAGGAAAGUGAUCAACGUGUUGCAAAACUGGAAGAGGAAGUGAUGGCAUUGAAACUGAGCGCGACCAAUGAAGGUCGCGAGAUCGCAGUCUUCGAGGAGGAGAAUCUGGCGCUGCGACGGGAGCUCCAGGAGGCGCGGGCAUCCAGGACCCUGGCCGAGAACCACGCAGCAAAGUGCGUAAACUUUGCGGUAUCCAGAUCUGUCACGCCUGUAACUUUCGAUACACCCUGUAUAACCAGCACCCCCGUGCGUACCGCUCUUACCGAUACUCGCUUCCUGUUCCCCGCUAUCCCACUCGCAUCACACACAUUCUCCAUCUCUUCCGUUCUACGUCCCCGUUCUGCGGAGGUGGCGGCUCCUCCACAAGUCUCCGAGAUGGCGAAUCAAUGUCAAAAUUCUACGACCGAUUCCGAACCUGUAUCCUGUGAGGAUACGUCUCCGACAAAGGAGAGUACGUGGUCAGAAAUGUCUUUGUCCUGUAAAUCCGUCGAAACAUGCACAAACAAUAAUAUGGUUGAAGUAUGGAAAACUAUGAAAUCAUUAGAACAUAUUUGCGAAUUUCUGGGCACGUCAGUAUUGGACAACUUUGAUCAGAAGGAAGCGCAUGACGUCGACACUACAAGAAACGAUGAUAAAGUAAAGCCCUUGAUGACGGCUGAAGAUGAAAAAACGAAGCAUUUAUUGACUGAUACCUCAGAGAAACCUGUCGAUCAGCUAUUCGAAAUAUGUAAAACGAAGGUGCAAUCGACGGGAAAAAAUGAAGCACAAGAUUUUGUACCAUUUAAAAUCCUUGAGGAACAAAAAUAUUUGCCGGAAAAAAUGAGCGACGUUACAUGCGAAGUAGAGAAAUUGAUCAAUUAUUCGGAUAAUCACAAUUGUUGGCAAAAAUGGUGCAGGUUUCACAAUCAGCGAGGCAGCUUUAAGAAACCGCGACGAAAGAAGGGAAAUUUAAGAAGGUUGUUCAGUGAAAGCGAUAAGGAUCCGCGUCAGGACAUCAUGCUUCCGACCGGCCCAUUAUGUUCCUCCGAGAGCAAUUGCGAUACCGCGGACGAGGACGAGAAUUGUUUUUCCAACGAUGGUCGCACAAGUCGAGCCAUCACCGACGUACCGGAUGUCGUUGUGAUCGGUGGUAGCUCCAUCGUCCCGAAAGACCUAUGUUCGACGAGAACCCUGAUUUCCAGAACCCAAACAGCACCUUCACGUGCCACCUACACCACCGCCUAUAUCUAAAUUACGCGCGUACGCGCGGGGCCCCGAGCAAAAAGACAAAAAGAAAGUCAUAUACCACGCUACUCGUCGCCAAUAUCCGCGAAAAGGGGCUUCAAGGGGCUUUUUACUAGAGGCUACUACUGUGUAUCGAAUAGCACGUAGGUCUAUUACUCACUCACACUCAUCAUGCAUGGUUUUUCGUACACGUCGUACUCAUCCCCCCGGCGCGGCACUUCGGGGAAAUUACGUCAUUCCCAGUAUCCAAAGGAGAUUCGGAUUUUUUAACAUAAAUCGUAUGCAUUAGCUGAAAUUAUUGGUGUAAGUUAUUUUUAGAGAAAGAAAAUUUGCUUUUUUUAUUUCAGACAUUUGGUUUCCAAUUUUGUUAUCGAGCUCUCCUUUUACACAGUGAUUUUAACUUACUAAUAAUAGUAAUAUGGUUUAAAUUGUAAAAUAAUAUACAGAAUUAGAGAGGAGAGAGAGAAAGCUAAUGUAGAUACCGGAAUAACGUAAUUCAUCUGCGCCACAUUUGCGACAUUUCGCAGCACUGUUUCCGUAGCGUUGCAUCUUAAAAUGAAAUUGGAGAAAGACGACUUUCCGCCAGAAAUAGGAAUUUUCAAUUUAUUAUGAUCGUAUAAUUAUAUUUUUCAU